Molecule: messenger RNA, 2787 nt
Organism: Myxocyprinus asiaticus (Chinese sucker)
Lineage: Eukaryota; Metazoa; Chordata; Actinopteri; Cypriniformes; Catostomidae
Gene: lfng
Product: LFNG O-fucosylpeptide 3-beta-N-acetylglucosaminyltransferase
Exons: 8
Coding region: 83-1225 (380 amino acids)
Biological process (GO): pattern specification process; regulation of Notch signaling pathway
Cellular component (GO): Golgi membrane
Molecular function (GO): O-fucosylpeptide 3-beta-N-acetylglucosaminyltransferase activity
Source: RefSeq, a predicted model, not a curated record
GAGAGCCAGUGCGGUCGGAUGACACUAAAUUUCGAUUUUUAGGUUAGGCUAUUGGAGGGAGGUUUAGAUUGAUGCAGUGCACAUGGCUAAAGAGAGUUUUAUAAACAUGUUGAAAACAUACAACAGGAAAGUUGUGCUCUCCGUCGCGGGGGCGACCGUCACCUGCGUCGCGCUGCUGGUAGUUUUGUCGCAGCAUCAGCGGAUUCAGAUGGAUGGGAUGCAGAACGAGAGCGAGGUCGGCUUGCGCUCGCUCCAGAGUCUGGGGGAAUCAGAGGCUGAAGAUGGAGCUCAGACUGGACAGAAUGGAAAGAAAGGAUUCUCGGCGUAUUUUUCCAAGCUGACCCGCAGCAGGAGGGAAGCAGAUAAACCCACCGAGUCGUCCGGAGCGGCGACAGACGCGCCCGCUGAAGACAUCAGCGCCGAUGAUAUCUUCAUCGCAGUGAAGACCACCAAGAAGUUUCACAGGUCCAGACUGGAUCUGCUGCUGGACACAUGGAUAUCCAGAAACAGGCAGCAGACGUACAUCUUCACGGACGGCGAAGAUGAGGAACUGAAGAAGAAAAUCGGAGAUCACGCCAUCAACACGAACUGCUCUGCUGCCCACAGCCGCCAGGCUCUCUCCUGCAAGAUGGCUGUUGAAUACGACAAAUUCAUUGAUUCUGGCAAGAAGUGGUUCUGUCAUGUCGAUGAUGAUAACUACGUGAAUGUGAGGACGCUGGUAAAGUUGCUAUCCAACUACCCUCACACUCAGGACAUGUACAUUGGCAAACCCAGCCUGGACCGGCCUAUUGAGGCAACAGAAAGACUUGGGGACAGCAAGAUGAGACCUGUCAAUUUCUGGUUUGCCACUGGAGGGGCAGGCUUCUGUGUCAGCCGUGGUUUGGCUUUGAAGAUGAGCCCCUGGGCAAGUGGUGGCCAUUUCAUGAACACUGCCGAGAAGAUCCGUCUUCCUGAUGACUGUACCAUUGGCUACAUCAUUGAGUCAGUUCUAGGGGUUCCUCUGACCCGAAGCAGCUUGUUUCACUCUCAUUUAGAGAACCUGCAACAGGUGUCCAAAUCAGAAGUACACAAACAGAUCACAUUGAGUUAUGGAAUGUUUGAGAACAAGAGGAACAUCAUUAACAUGAAGGGGGCUUUCUCUGUUGAGGAGGACCCAUCCAGGUUUAAGUCAGUGCACUGUCUGUUGUAUCCAGACACCCCGUGGUGCCCUCCUCAGGUUGCCUAGUAAGGCAACCGACUCCUUUCUUGUAUCCUCGUCCCUCACUGCCUCGGUAUCUGAAAGGCAUGUGGGACCAGUGUGGUAUUGGGCCGUGUGGCUGCUGCAUGUACUCUGCAGUGGCGUACGGCCUUCAUGAUUAUACUGGGCUGCUGUGCGGCCCGCCUUUGAACAUUUCCUUCCUGCCUGGUGCCUGAACGUCCUGUCCAAUCCAGACAUGACGUAGGACCCGGCAGAAGGAGGCUUUCAUUGUCAAGCUUUGCAGGCAAUCAACUGUGCUUUAUGUCAUUGCUAUUGCUUGUAUCCCAUUUUCAAUUCUCAUAGAAUGUAUGUUUCUGGUAUACCCAAGCCUUUUGCCAGCUUUAUAUGCUUAGUUUUCAUUUCUAAUUAGCAAAUGAGCUUGCUCUUUAUAUUUUUAUUCUCUCCAAAUACCGGUCAUGUUGGUCCCUCAGGUUUAAUGAUUUGAUUUUGAUGGUCAAUGUUUUAAAAUACUUGGUAAAUUCGUAAAAUGGGUGCUUUAUUAUCUAGUUCUAAUUUGUAAAGGACUCCGGACAAAAUUAACGAUAUGAAGGUCUAUUUUAUUAACAAUGUAAUUUCUUUGAUGUCAAUGUUAAUAUAAUUAUUAUUACUAUUUGGUUUUUUAUGACAUUUUGUGCUGGCAAUAGGCAAUUUUCCAAAUAUGCUGUCAGAUUAUCUUAAUCUGUGGCGUAUGAGGAUGGAGCACUUUUUUCCCUAAAUCAUCCUGACAUUUUAUGAUGAUGAUAACUUUAAGCUAUGUGAAAAUGCCCCAAAUCUUUAGAUGUUUAUAUUAUUUAAUGCCAUUGCAUUCAAACAAUCUUGGCAUACAGAUUUUGGUGUGAUUUUGUAUUUUGUUUUGCUUUGCUCAGAGAUGUACUUAAGUGUAAGUUUCACAGCUUGGUUUAAAUCUACUGUUUGUUGGUUAUGUAAAGUGUCUCUCACUCUUUCUAUUGGCAGCAGGGCUUUUGCCAACACAAAGUUAUGUCAAAAACAGAUGGCAGCUAAAGUUUAAGAUGUGUUUAUAACAUGGAUCUGAGAUCUCUGAUCCCUUUUGCACAGUGUGAUCUGGAUAAGAGCCAGAGAUUUCCUCAUUCCUUUAGAAGUAUUGUACAUCACUAUGCCUGCUAUACUGAACAUGUUAUCUGAGAGCUUUACAUGAGCAAUGACAGUGAUCCUAACAGAGUUACUUUCACUCUGUGGGAAUGACCCAUAUUGGGUAAGCCUGUAUAUGUUAGUUUAAAGCAGUAUUUAUGUACUGUGCCAUUUUAAAACAAUUGUAUUUGGACAUAAAUGUUUCGAUAUGAACGCAUUUUGGGUCACUUAUGGAUCAGAAAGUGUUCUGAUGAAAUAAAUGUUUUUUUUUUGUUUUUUUUUUUUUUUUUAUGCUCUAAAUUUUGCUAAUGGCUGUAAUUUAUAUUCCAGUAUCUGGAUUUUAUUGAUUGUUCAAAUGUUGUGCUCUCAGGGAUCACAAUCCUGAUAUUGUUGCCAUGGGUUGCCUUGGUAAUUCACCAUUUAGCUUUUCAAUAAAGCAGCAUAUUCGCUAAGAAACUUUA